AAAAUAGCUGCCAAUAAUACUCGCAUUGAUGAGUGGCCACCAACUAGGAUCAUUCGAGACUAUAACGAUCGCAUUCGUGCUUGAUAUACCACAAUCCAACGUUUAAGUCGCGUAAGUGAGAUUCGAGGGAUGAUAUUUGAUUGAUCGAAGUGUUACAGCCUGAAUUCCAGUGGAAAAACAAUGUUCAUCCGGGGAUACCAGCGGCCAUCAAAGAACCGACGAGUCCUUUAGAGUACUAGUGUACGUUGAUCGUGGAGCCUUUACGUCGGACUCGUACGUAAUAUAUGACUUUAUAUGACUUUUCCUUUGUGUAUGGAGCUUGAAUGUGAAACUCAGCCACAUCGAUGAUCAUGAUGCGGACAUCCCUCAGGCUUGUAGGGUAGUCACCGAGGAUGCUCUGUCAACUCAGAGCAUGCCACAGUGGUGGCUAUAUAUAACCAGGUCGAGCUCCCAAUUGAGGCUGGCAGUAGGUGGCUUACUAUUGUUUUUUCAUAUCUACAAGGUCCGAGUCCGAGCAUUCAUGUCAUCUCCGAGCGAGAGUAGGUUGCUGUUCGGUAACUCUACGCCCACUGCCUACGGUGCCUCCUUGAAUACCAAUGACGACCCAGAGUCCAUCUCUAGGAUUGUGUUGGAGAGAAAUGUUCUGCGAAAGCUAGAUUUCAGAACAGCGUAUCUUGUUCUUAUCUACAUCUUGAAUCAGAUGGAUCGACAUAACGCUGCCGCUGCAAGGCUUCGUGGUUUCGAGGAAGACCUCGGCAUGAAAGGUACACAGUUCAAUACGUUGAUCAGCAGUUUAUACGUCGGUUAUUUGUUCACACAAAUACCUUCAAAUAUGAUUCUCACUCGCAUAGCGAAACCAUCGCUGUAUCUAUCGAGCUGUAUAUCGCUAUGGGGUCUCCUGACCACUCUCAUUGGUGUUUACUAUCAAGCACUUGCCUUGCGUUUUCUGGUAGGAUUUUUAGAGGCUACAUUUUAUCCUGGUGUUUUCUAUCUGCUUUCAAGAUGGUAUAAGCGAGAAGAGCUUGGGUACAGGACUGCGUUUUUCACUGCAGCAGUCUGUAUUAGCAAUGUUUUUGGUUCUCUGUUUGCCUCCGGAAUUUUGGCGACCAUGGAGGGCGUUCUCGGCUAUGCAGCCUGGAGGUGGCUGUUUUUCGUAGAGGGCUAUUUGACAGUUUUCGUCGGCAUUUGCGGGAUGUUCAUACUUCCUGAUUUUCCUUCGGGCCCUGCGCAGGAUUUGAGAGGCCACGGCCCCGCUGGACCUAGUGCAUCCGGCGGCUUUUCCGAUCUCCUGUCGAUAAUCACAGAUUGGAGAAUGUGGUUGGUUGGUACGGCAUUGUGUUGCUGUGCUACAUCUUUGUCCUUUAAUAUGUUCUUCCCGACAUUGGUGGCCACAAUGGGGUACUCGCCUACCAUUAGUCUUCUGCUAUGUGCACCACCGUGUCAUUCUGAUGCGACGCGUGAACGCUUCGGGCACACGGCCUUUGCGUUGUCGAUGUUAAUUACGGGAUGUAUUCUAGCUAUGUCUACGAUGAAUAUCACCGUUCGCUACCUGUCAUUGUCUCGAAAUGUCAUCUUGUUGACGUGGAUCAGUAACACAUUCGCUCAUUCCAGCUCCAAGCGAGCAGUUGCGAUUGCGUUCAUCACCUCCACUGGAAUGUUGGGAAGUGUCCUAUCGCCAUACAUCUGGGUAUCGAGCUGGG
Suillus subalutaceus is the source of this 1700-nucleotide messenger RNA. Its product is annotated as MFS general substrate transporter. The annotation marks the transcript as partial. Gene Ontology annotation, biological process: transmembrane transport. Gene Ontology annotation, cellular component: membrane. Gene Ontology annotation, molecular function: transmembrane transporter activity. Lineage: Eukaryota; Fungi; Basidiomycota; Agaricomycetes; Boletales; Suillaceae. The record is from RefSeq and is a predicted model, not a curated record. The transcript has 12 exons.